Rhopilema esculentum is the source of this 3974-nucleotide messenger RNA. RefSeq names its product solute carrier family 49 member A3. Gene Ontology annotation, cellular component: membrane. Lineage: Eukaryota; Metazoa; Cnidaria; Scyphozoa; Rhizostomeae; Rhizostomatidae. Gene Ontology annotation, biological process: transmembrane transport. The record is from RefSeq and is a predicted model, not a curated record. Gene Ontology annotation, molecular function: transmembrane transporter activity.
CUUGUUGGUAUCGAGGCUGGCCCCAAAUGUUAUCUGUUGUCAAACGGGACUUGUCAAGUUAAAAAUGGACGAAAUUAAACCUCUUUUAGCAAAUCGUCAUGCCACCUAUAAAAGCCGCUGGUUUAUGUUAUCAGUGGUCAUGAUCUUCAAUAUUUCAAAUGCUAUGAUUUGGAUAAGUUAUGCCUCAAUUGCUAACAUUGCAUCUGCCUAUUAUGAUGUUUCUGAGGACAGAAUUAACUGGUUUUCAUUGGUGUUUUUCUUUUUCUCUGUUAUUUGUGGUUUACCAGCUUUCUGGCUUAUUGAUACAUAUGGACUUAGAAUUGGGAUGUUAACAGGGACCUGGAUAAAUGCUUUUGGGUGUAUAACAAGAUUACUAGCCUCAUUUCUGCUACAUCAAAGAUAUAUUUUUUGGAUGGCACUUGUGGGACAAGCAAUAUCUGCAUGCAGCCAACCAAUUAUACUGGCAAUUCCUACCAAGUUAGCUGCACUCUGGUUUGCUGAUAAUGAGAGAACUGUGGCAAACACAUUAGCUUCCUUAGCAAACCCAUUGGGGGUUCUGAUCGCAAGUGCAUUUUCACCCAUUAUUGUAAAAGAAGCUACUGACAUGAAAUUGAUGCUUAUGAUAUUUAGUGUACCAUCUGUCUUGGGUGCUUUGAUGACAACUUUUGGUGUAUGUUCUGAUGCCCCUCCAACUCCACCUUCAGCUUCAGCACAUCUCAUCUCGGAGCCCUUUCUAAAAGGAGUCAAAAUGGCUUUGAAGAGCCGUUCCUUCAUCUUGCUGAUGUUUGUGUUUGGUUUCGGAGUUGCGCUUUUCAGUACAAUAACGUCUCUGCUGGAACAGAUUAUUUGCCCACGAGGCUACGAUAAUGAUAUAGCUGGUCUUUGCGGUGCUUUAGUUAUUGUUGGUGGACUACUGUUUUCAGGUAUAGCGGGUGUUUAUGUUGACAAAACGAAAAGGUUUGAAGAAACGGCAAAGGUUUUCAUGCUGUUAGCCGCUAUCAUGUCAUGCCUCGUUCUUGUCAGUACAAGCCUCUUCAAUCAAACCACAUUGUUGUGCAUCGUGUUCUUCCUGUUCGGAGCAACAUGUUUAGGUGUGGCUCCCAUUUGUCUUGAGCUUGGAGUCGAAUGCACAUAUCCUGUGGACGAAGCUACCAGUGCAGGCUUGCAAUGGAUGUUUGGACAGUUUAUUGGAGUGUUUUUGAUGCUUGGCCUUCCCGAAUUAGGGACAAAAUUGACACCAGAAGAGCAGCAACACUCUGUUUGCAAUAUACCGGGCAGCCACAACAACCUUGAUUCAAAGGACUUGACAAACGCCUUGAUAUCAGUUACUGUUGUGUUAACGGUUAUAGUCCUGAUUUUUGUCAUUGGAUUUAAAGCAGAAUACAAAAGACUGUAUGCGGAAAUUGAAGCUAAAACAUCAAAGAUUCUUUAUCGUGAAAGCCCGGAUGAUCAGGAAGUAACAGACUUUCCAACUGCAUAACUAAAGUCGAUAAUUAUUUGGCAGUUUUAAUGAAUUUAAACGAUCGUAUCAAAACAAUAGCAUGGAAUACUUGCAGUGCUAUGAUUUCCUAGCCAUUUUUGGGCAAAUCCAAGAUGGUGUAAAGUUGGCAUGGCUAGUAAGCAUCUCUACAUUUAUUCUAACACUGGAAUGAAUAUCAGUAUUUCCGCUGCUAUAUCUUCAUCUACAGAGCUGCGAAAUUGAAAGAAAAUUUAACCGAAAAGAUAUUUAUAUAACGACAUAACGAGGGUGGUUUUUGUCCGUCACCUCCCAGAGUGUGAAAUCAUGUGCUGACCAAAAAGUGCACGAAAUUGUUAUCCAUUAUCCUGUCAUUUUUCUGCUUUCGAACGUUAUCUUUGUUUCAGUUCCGCAACUCUGCUGACUUUUUUAUUUUUUUUAGAUUGUAUUUCUCAGAGAGAUUUUCCUAAUCAUUUAUUAGAAAAAGAUACUUUAUCCAUUUUUAGAAUUAUUGUUGUAUAUUUCAAAAAUUACGUUCUAAAACCCACCUUAUAAUUAGGAGUUAACGAGAACUGUAUGCUUUCUGUUCUUAGAGUUGUAUAUUUUAUAGCUUGCCCGCUCCAAAUCUUAGCUUCUUUGGUUACGCAGAAGAGGGAGGUACAUAUAAGUCCUAACAUUUCUUAACAAUGAAAAGCCUGCGAAAAAUCGGCUUAAAAGAAACGUCAUUAUCCUUUACUCGAAAUUCUAUCGCUGGCACCGUGAUAUUUAAAGUAUCAAAGUACCCAUUGCAUAAACUUUCUAGACAUGUUGUACAAGGUUGAUAAUACUCGCUAUCUUAUUCUUGGAUUUAAAAGAUCUGGUAACCAAUAUUUCGCAGCAGUUUUGAAAAAGGGAUCAUUCAAAUUACUGUUUAUUUCGAAUACCUUUCGAACGCAUCACCUAACUGAUUUAUUAACUUUUGUCAGCUAUUUCCUAGCUCGUAUAAUGAUUAAUCUAUUCAAUUCAAAUAAUUUUUACACACUUUUCAACAUCCAAACGCAUUCUGAUUGUACAUUGUUUAUAUAUGAUUUGAGUAAAUGAUGAUGCAGUAAAUACAGUUUUUAUGUAUACAAUAGUUUUUUAAAAAUGAUUGAUUUUUUAAUAUUUGUUUGUUUAUAUUUAGUUGGAAAGCUAUCCUUAACCGCCUACACCUCUUGAAGGAGGCAUGUUGGCCAAAUUCUGAAGCAUGGUUGAAGCGGUCAUAGUCGUAGGAGGCAUAGGAACUGGGGACUGCAGCCCCCGUAAUCAGGCAAAAUUAUCGAAUUUCCGACCCAUUCGGGCAAUUUCAUUUCAAUGAUGCAGCCCUAUUCGGGCAAAGCCCAUACUAAGCCAUGCCCCAUUCCCAAGCAAUUAGCCUCCGCUACGCCAAUGGAAGAAGUGGGAGCUUACUAAAGCACAGCUUGUCAAGUCGCCCACUUUCCCCCAAAUUCUUUCUCUAUCUCCCGUAGCUUGCUUCGAUGUCCAGACUAUUUAACUUUAGGCUCAUUGCUUUUUCAUAUUCUUAUAAGCACCAGCAAACAACAGUUACAUUUUUUCUAAGAUUUUUAACUUUUUCUAAGAAACUAGAGCAAAGUACACAAUGAUUUAGUGAUACCAGAAAGCUGAAAUUUUCCUAGUGGGGCAAAAAAAUGUUUGCUCGUUGUUAAGGCUAAACUGAUUUGCCCUCAGAAUCUCCAAAAAUAAGGAAAUGAAAUUACGGUUGCGAUAUAAUAAUCUUAAAGUGUCCUGAUUCAAGAAAAUUCACUUUUUAAUAUCGAUAAAUUUUUUAAAAGUAUUCCUUACAGAACGCUUCCUUUAAAUUCUUAAUAAUACCACUCUAGGAAAAAUACACUUUGUUCAUCGAUUACAGUGAAAUUUGUUUUCCUUGGAAAGGUACGACUUAAAUAGUCUAGUUGUUAUAGCUAAGGUAGCUGGGCUUUUAGUCUUUGACGUGGAGUACUUGAAAAUGCACCAGUAGAAAGUAGUCACCGAAACAUGCUCUAGUGUGAGUAUUUAUGUAGAGAUGAGUAUCUAUAUAGGGAAAACUGAAUAGUUAACAUACGGAAAAAUUUGCCUCUGUUGCCUUGGCUUUUUAGAUGUGUGUUUAUGGCUUUUUACAAGAAAGCUUCCUCUGUAUUGUAUACAACUUUAAUCAACCUGAACUGAAUAACAAAAUUUUGCAACGAGCCGAGAAUUUAUGAGAAACUAGCGUGGAAUUUACAAGAGAAGGCGUACUAAGAUUAAACUGUCUCUCUUUAUUCAUUUGUGUUUCUAAAUAAGAUGAGAACAAGAUAAUUAAGCAACUCAGUACUAAAACCUAGAUAAAUACAACGAUCAAUACAUCAUGUAUCAGGUGCCUCGUUACUUGAAAACUCAAAAGAGGCUUGCAAGUCAAGCACCAUACUCCUUUGGAACACAGGCCAAGCACCCCUUAGUUAGUUAUAUUAAACUAUAGCAUUCUUUGAUGACAAUAAUUGAUACCUUUUGAUACGAAAAGAUU